Molecule: messenger RNA, 630 nt
Organism: Meira miltonrushii
Lineage: Eukaryota; Fungi; Basidiomycota; Exobasidiomycetes; Exobasidiales; Brachybasidiaceae
Exons: 2
Coding region: 160-564 (134 amino acids)
Source: RefSeq, a predicted model, not a curated record
UAUUCUGACUGCUAUCUUCCUUACCGCUUGUAGAAAGUUGAAUCAAAAGAAGAGAAGCCUGCCUCGAGUAACGGCACUUCCAUUGUUACGACUGAAGGUCCAAGCCAAUCCACACAGGAAGAAAGUACAAAAGUUGAGAAGAAGGAGAGCCAAACGCUUAUGCCAAAUUCUGGUAGAUCCUUGAGUUCGAUUUUGGGAACUUCACAUUUCAACAAAGGUCGCUCGAUCGGCUUGACAAAGAAGCGCAGCGUGCCCUCUUUGCAUCUCAACAGACGUGAGCCGCCAAAAGCACGUAAAAGUAUGUUGAUCAAACUUGAACACAAGAAGAAGAAAGGACAAACGAACGAUUGUAGUGACGAUGAGGAAGCAAAUCCGUUCAAACGACGUGAAGGCGAAAGUGAACAAGCAUACAUGUUGCGUGUAUGCGAUGAGGAAGGCAACCAUGACGUGGACAAUUCUAAAUCGCGAGAUCGACAAGAUUUUGAUGGCAAUGGAAAGGAAGCAGAAGAGUUCAUUCCAGAUGAUGAUGAAGAUGAACACAUUGACCGUGGCGAGGAGGAAUGAUAUCAAUGAACGAGAACAAUUUUGGCCUUGUAUUAUAGUGUAUAAAUGAGAAACCUUUGAAGCAAC